Messenger RNA from Humulus lupulus (European hop), 3651 nucleotides. RefSeq lists its product as uncharacterized. The transcript is spliced from 8 exons. The coding region runs from base 72 to 3398 and encodes 1108 amino acids. The record is from RefSeq and is a predicted model, not a curated record. NCBI's taxonomy places the organism in Eukaryota, Viridiplantae, Streptophyta, Magnoliopsida, Rosales, Cannabaceae.
AAUAAAUAAAUCGUUGAGGAAGGGAGAGAGAGAGUGUAGCUGUGUGAGAGGGGCGACACUGAUGAACGACGAUGACGAAAAAGAAGAAGCUGGAAUUGGUGCUCCUUGCUUGUAUAUCUAUAUCUAUAUGCUUGGCCUCUUCUUCCUCACCACCAACUGUCGAUUCCAAAUCGGACGGCCUCGGAGAAUGGCAACUCCUCACCAAGCUCAACUUCUCUUCUCAGAUCAGACUCCAUCCCCAUAUCCUCCUCUUCGUCACUCUCCCCUGGUCUGGCGAGUCUCGAUCACUUAAGAGAGAAGUAUCAAGUAUGGUUACUAACAGACAAGAAUGGUUUAACUCCCUAAAGUUGAUGUUUAUGUAUAGAAAUACAGAAAAGAUGCUAGCAGAUGCUAUUGGUGCCAUGGCUGAUGAAAUAACUAUUUUAUACUAUCACAAUUCAGUAUCUUACAAGUAUCGAGGAAGGCUUCGAGCACAGAACAUAUUAUUUUCAAUUUACCAAUUUGUAUCAGUUUUUCCUGGAGAGAUUCCUCUGAAAUCCCUAAGUAAUCCAGUGGAAUUGAAGACUUUCCUUGAUUCAACUGACAAAGCAUUACUUCUCCUUGAAUUUUGUGGAUGGACUCCUAAGUUGCUGGCCAAGGGGAGGAAGAAUGUUACCGAAAAUGGUUUUGGUGGACAAGGACUUAUUCUUGAAACGGAUUUCAGAGGAGAGACAAACAGAAGACUGACACCUAUGGGAAAGAAUAUACAGAAGGAGAUGGAAAAUGCAAACAUGAUGUGCAGCGUAGAUGAUGACAUUAGCAGAGUUCCUUGGCUUGUGAACUUAAGUUCAGUGAAUGGAAGUGCUCCUUUCAAGGAUUAUAAUACUAUGCCUGGUGUCUUAUCAUCGUGUACUUCUGAAGGAUAUCAGCAAUUUGAGUCUUUUUUCUUGAAGUUCAUGACAGUUGCAAAAGACUUCUUUUUACCAUCAGAAAGGUAUAGAUAUGGUCUGGUCUCAGAAAGAUCUAUGCUUUCAACUCUUGGCAUUGGAGAAUCUGGUUCGUGGUUAGCAGUGCUUAACCAUGCUGGUUGUCCAAGUUGUGUGAAGAUUAUAGAGAAAGAGGAUGACCUUAGUGAUGUUUUACAUAAGGAUGCUGCUAUCGUUUCAGAGCUGGAAGGUGAUGGCCGUGCGUUGGAGCCUGUUUUACCUGCUAAUGGACCAUCUAUACUCUUAUUUGUAGAUCGUUCAUGUAAUUCACUGGAAACUAGGAGCAAAAGUAAGGAUGCUCUUGAUGCUUUCCGAGAUCUAGCUUUUCACAUACAUGAUUCAUACCAGUUAGGUGGACAAAACGGUGACAAGCCUGAGAAUUUAUUCCAAUAUCAUCAGGCAACUCGGAGUACAUUUGGACCUCCUAGAUUAAAAUUAUCCCGAACAGCUCAGUUGAUGAAGUUAAGGGAGAAAAUGUCCACUAUCAUGAUUGUAAAUGAAGGAAAACCUGUCGCUUUGGAUAAUGAGAAUUCAGAUCUCCAGGGAAAUUCCUUGCGUGAGAUAUUGGCACGCCUUCUUCAGCCAAAAAAGGAAAGUAAGUUAAGCUCACUUGCAAAAGAGUUGGGUUUCCAGCUUUUAUCACAUGUUAUUGACAUAAAGCAGGUAAAUACAAAGCCAUCAAUUACAGAAACUGAGAAUAACCCAGCUUCACCAAUAAAGGAAACGGAAGAUCUUGUAUCAAGUUAUGUUGAUUCAGACAACGAUCAAUCACCCCAUAGCACAAGUAUUGCUGACAAGGAGCUUCCGGUAACUUCUGAAGUCACUGAUGCUCAACACAACUCUCAGUAUGAUGAAGAGAAAAAAACAUAUUUGGAAACUAAUGAACAGUUAUCUGUAGAAUCUGAGAAACUCAUCCCAGAUCAUAAACUUGAUGUCGAUGGAGGUGUAAACAUUGCAGACACCAGUUCUUUACAAGUAGACAACUCAGAGCGCCAACAGCUUAAAUUUCCAGGCUUCAAAGGAUCUUUUUUCUUUUCUGAUGGUAAUUUUAGGUUACUUCGCGCUUUGACUGGUGGAUCUAAGAUUCCAAGCUUAGUAAUUGUUGAUCCUUCUAUAGAACAGCAUUAUGUCUUCCCAGAGGAGAAUGAUUUAAACUAUUCUUCAAUGGCUGAUUUUCUCACUAGGUUUCUCAAUGGAAGUCUUCUUCCAUACAGACAAUCUGAAUCUGUUCUUCAUAGCCCAAGGGAAGCCAUGCAGCCACCAUUUGUCAAUAUGGAUUUCCAUGAGGUGGAUUCUAUACCUCGAGUUACAAGUAAUACUUUUUCUGAGCUGGUUCGUGGAUGUAAUCAAUCUGACUCUGAUGCUUGGAAUAAGGAUGUGUUGGUCCUUUUUAGCAAUAAAUGGUGUGGCUUUUGCCAGAGAAUGGAAUUGAUUGUUCGUGAAGUAUAUCGUGCUAUGAGAGGUUAUAUCAAUACAAUGAAGAGAGGGUCUAGGACUGGGAAAGCAAUGCUCCAUGGUGAUAGCUUGAAGGAUGUGGAGCUGAAGUUUCCAUUAAUCUACUUGUUGGAUUGCACACAAAAUGAUUGUAGUUUGAUACUAAGAUCAUUAAAUCAGAUGGAAGCUUAUCCUGCUCUGAUGCUAUUUCCAGCUGAAAAGAAGAAUGCUAUCCCUUAUGAAGGGCACAUGGGAGUUGCUGAUGUUAUCAAGUUUAUUGCUGAUCAUGGAAGUAACUCUCACCAUCUUAUCUAUGAGAAAGGAAUCUUAUGGUAUCCUAAAAUGAACCCAAGAAAUCAAAAUUUUGCUGGGAAGGCAUCAUCAACCAACAUCAAUCUUGAUACUGCUGCUUCAAAUGACGGAUUCUAUAAAGUUCUACUGGGAAACCAGGAACAAGAAAGUGUGGCCGAACACAGUAAGCUCAAGUCUGACACAUCAAAAGGCUCACAUGGAGUAGCUUCACAAGUGGUUGUUGGUUCCAUCCUAAUUGCUGCCGAUAAACUUGAUAACACAGAGCCAUUUGGUAAAUCAAAAAUCCUGAUUGUCAAGGUCGAUCAAAGUAUCGGAUUCCAAGGUCUGAUUAUCAACAAGCACAUAAGUUGGGAUGCUUUAAGUGACCUGGAAGAUGGGCUGCAGAUGUUAACAGAGGCACAUCUGUGCUUUGGGGGACCACUCAUAGUGCGAGGCAUGCCUCUGGUUACUUUAACUCGCGCUGCUGUGGAAGAUGAACAUCCUGAAGUGUUACCGGGCGUGUACUAUCUCGAUCAAUUAGCAACGUAUAAUAAAAUUGGAGAUAUUAAAUCUGGGAAUCAAUCUAUCACUGACUACUGGUUUUUCUUGGGGUACUCGAGCUGGGAUUGGGAUCAGCUUUUUAAUGAGAUUGGUGAAGGAUCAUGGGACAUAAGUGAUGAUAGGAUGACACAUUUUCAUUGGCCUUAGUGAGCUUCUUUUUCGAGUUAGUAGAUCUAGUCUCAGAAAGGAACUAGGUUUUGCAAGAUGAAGAAAAUAUCCCAAGAAUUGAUAGAGAUAAUAGGUCUGACUCGGUAUGCAUAACCAUUUUGUACGCUUGUAAUGUAUGCAAUGCCACAAAGUUCGAAGUGUCAACUAUGAAGAAUUUUCUGAUAAAUGAGAACCAUCAUGAAGGAGAUCCUAUCAAUAUUGAUGUUAAUAAGGAGAUGUAUACCUUUCUCUA